CAGCUCGAACGCACCUAACCCACCCUCUCUCCCUCUCUCUCUCUCUCUAUAAAUACACCACAUAUUUUCUCUCUCAUUUCACAACAAAGAAUUAAUUCAGAUAGAUCUAGUUACCAACUUUAGUAGAAUAUUUUGGUACAAAAGCCUAGCUUGGCCUUCUAUGCUGAUCACCAUGGCUAUCUCUAAGGCUGUGAUUGCUUCACUUCUCGUUUCUCUUCUCAUCUUCCAUCUUGUUGAAGCUGAUAAUCAUGAAAUGGCGUCCGGGCGCAACGAAGGCGGCGUAGCUCGCUCUCUCCUCGAGAAAAUAGAUUGUGCGGCGGCGUGCAACGGGAGGUGUAGGCUAUCGUCGAGGCCGAGACUGUGCAAGAGGGCAUGCGGAACAUGCUGUCAGCGUUGCAACUGCGUGCCACCAGGCACUUCCGGUAACACAGAGGUUUGUCCAUGUUAUGCUAGCUUGACCACCCACGGUGGCCGGAAGAAGUGCCCGUGAAUAAUUUCACCAAACACGGUGGUGGCUGCGAGGCGGCGGAGGUGGUGGGUGAAUCUUGGAUAGAUAUAUCUAUAUAUGGCUAGUCCUACCCGUGUUAAGUAUUUUGCCAUAAGAGGAGGUUGAUAAUUAAAUAAAGAUGUCUCUGUAUGGCAGCAAUGAAAUACGAGAUUCAUUUAAUUUUAUGUAAUUUCCAUUUUACUCGUGUGGGCUUGUUGAAGGGAAAUGUUUAUUGACAAUAAAUAAAGUACUUUAAAUA
Rhododendron vialii is the source of this 746-nucleotide messenger RNA. Its product is annotated as gibberellin-regulated protein 1. The record is from RefSeq and is a predicted model, not a curated record. The transcript is spliced from 3 exons. Bases 161 to 490 code for a protein of 109 amino acids. NCBI's taxonomy places the organism in Eukaryota, Viridiplantae, Streptophyta, Magnoliopsida, Ericales, Ericaceae.